GUUGACCUGGUGCUCGACAAGGGAGAAGAAGUGUGCAUGAGAUUCAUUGAAGCCGUGCUGGUGCCGCUGAGAUCCGAGAUCCCUCCCUUGGUUCAGUGGAUAUCACAACAUGAGCAGCAGCUCUACGUGAUGGGUGUCGAUCUGAGCAGAUCUGCGGGUAAAGCCAUCCCUGGAGCAGCUUCUCAUAGCCCUGGUGAUGAUUACCGAGAAUUCUUGCUGAAGCUGACAUCAUUAACACGAGACUACAACGCACGACCUGGAGAACCUGCAGUGUUUUUGCGAGAGAGGAUGGUGAAGCCAAUUCUGGUUCCCUACUACCACCAGCAAGAAACCAAGGAGCACGAGUUACUAUCGAGAGGCAAGCAGCACGAGAUAAUGAUGGAGAGAGCACAGAGAGAAGGGAUGACUUACAAUAAUCUCUUUGAUCCCGUUGAAUCCAUUGGGGAACAAAACCACCCCCGACUGGUUAUUGUAGUGGGGACUCCAGGCAGCGGUAAAACCAUGUUGAGCAAAUUCAUUGUGCACAGCUUGCUGUCAGGAGAGAAAGUGUUUGCACAACGCUUUGAGCACAUUGUGCUCAUGAUGUUCAGGGAGAUAAAUGAUGUUGGAGAGAUGUCACUGGCAGAGCUGUUUUCUAAGCUGCACUCAUGUUUGGGAAACAAAGCGAAUGAGAUUUUCACAAACCAAGAGAGAACCCUUUUUGUUAUGGAUGGAUUGGACGAGUUUGGAAAGUGCCUUCACUAUGCCAAUGCUUGUACUGAUCCACGUAAGACGGCAACAGUAGAAACCAUAAUUGCUGCCCUAGUGAAUGGAAAACUCUUGCCCAAGGCCUCGGUCUUGAUAACGACCAGACCCAUUGCCAUGGAGCAGCUGAGUGAAGUGAAUGUUGAUCUAGCUGUUGAAAUCACUGGGUUUUCCAACGAAGCUAAAGUAGCAUUCUUUAACAAAUUUUACCAAGAUAGGAGUCUAGUAGAAAGGGCACUCAAGCUCCUGCAGGAAAAUGAAACAGUGAAUACAUUGUGCCAUAACCCUUCAUUCUGCCAUAUAGCAGCCAUUACACUGAAGGAACAUUUUCAAAAGUCUGAACAUUCUGAGAUUAUCCUCAAAUCAAUGACCGACCUCUUCACACAAUACGUGUUUGGGCUCAUAGUACACCAUAGACGUGGCAGCCGCAGAGCCAAGGAAAUUGUAUCACCGCUUGCCAAUAUGGCUCUGAAGGGGGUUCAGCAAAACAUCCAGAUGUUCAGCCAAAAAGAUCUAGAAGAGUGUGCUGUUAGUUCUUCUGAACUAGGAAGUACAUUCAUCAACAAAGUGUUCACAUGUGAGGGCAUUAAACAAGGGAGUUGUUAUUCUUUUUUACACUUGACAAUGCAGGAAUUCUUUGCAGCAAUAGCCGUGCAUCUGUCACAUUCAACAUGGCCAGUGAGUGACGUCAUCAAAUCUAUUGAGGAUAGCAAAGAUGGGAGGUUGGAUGUGUUUCAGAGGUUUUUUUGUGGACUAGCAUCAAGCACUCCAUGGAAGUUCUUUGAGGGUAUCUUGGAUCCUCCAUCUGCAGAUUCUCAAAAGGAAAUAAUCGAGUGGCUCUAUCGCAGCAUGAAGACUCAGAAGGUUGACAAACACAGGUUCAUCAGUCUCCUGCACUGCGUGCACGAGCUGCACGACUGCAUAUACUUGAGUGAUGUGACUCGGUCCAUGACUGAGAUAGACCUGUCAGGCACAAGGCUGUCCCUGCCAGACUGCGCUGCCCUCUCCUGGAUCCUGCAGCAUCGAGAAGAGCCUGUGCAGACACUCAACCUGUUCGGCUGUGGCAUUGGCACCGAGGAAAUGAAGAUACUCCAGCCUGGACUGCACAGAUGUAAAGAGCUAAUGUAAGACUGGCACACCUCGCAUUCGCUACUUCACAAAUUGUGCGUGCAACUCGUCUUCAAAUAAGUACCAGGUGCAGUGUGUAAAAUAUUGCUACUUGUGAGACAAUGGCCGCCAGGCGUGAUGCUGGUCACCCACCCCAUCAUAUACCAUACCGGCCUUCAUAGGUGCUCUCUAACAGCACUUGCCCCAGCAGCUUGUAAAGACUUUUUGGCGGAUUUUUGCCUGUAAGAAUCCUCACUUAGUAACUGUGCACAGAGUCAAAUGCAACCCCAUUCAGUCACUACACUACUCUUUGGUUCUUUCGGUAAAGUCACGUAAUUAGAAAUAAAUUAAAAUAAAACAAAUCACGACGUUUCUAUUGCAACACAAGCAAUUA
This is a messenger RNA of Petromyzon marinus (sea lamprey), 2245 nucleotides long. Lineage: Eukaryota; Metazoa; Chordata; Hyperoartia; Petromyzontiformes; Petromyzontidae. The record is from RefSeq and is a predicted model, not a curated record.